Messenger RNA from Vicia villosa (hairy vetch), 1332 nucleotides. RefSeq lists its product as uncharacterized. Bases 1 to 1332 code for a protein of 443 amino acids. NCBI's taxonomy places the organism in Eukaryota, Viridiplantae, Streptophyta, Magnoliopsida, Fabales, Fabaceae. The record is from RefSeq and is a predicted model, not a curated record. The transcript has 2 exons.
AUGGAAGGAACGGACGUCCAUAAAGGGGUGGGUACGACGACGAAGAGGAAGAAGAGAGUGACAGGAGCUCCCUCUCAUGCGAAUCGCAACACCGUUACCGGCGAAACAGAGGCUGAGUUGAAGCUCCAUGAAAGCCAGGACCUAGCUGAGUUGAUGGACAGAUCCCUAUUGAUUGAGGAGAAAAAUGAAGUAGUCACAAAGAAGGGUAGCUUGUGGAAAGAUAGAGGAGGCACUUUCAGACUAAAGGAUCCUGCAGAGGCUGGAGGAUCUAAGAAGGAAAGUGAAAUAAAUCAAGGAGGAGGUGACAAGGGAAAGGGUAGGAGGUUGGAUCCUGCAGAGUUGGAGGAAAGAAGCGAGAAAGGGCUUUGUUUCAAAUGUGGAGACAAGUGGAACAGGGAACAUGUUUGUAAAUUCAAACAUAUGAGUCUGAAAUUAUGUGAAGAUAGUAGUGGGGAAGAGUCAGAAGAGGAGCUGUUAGGGGAAACUCAAUUGACAGUAGAAGAGAAGGUAGAGGAACUGCAAACCUUGCAACUGUCUAUGCAGAGUAGGGAUGGCUUUACCUCUAACAAGUCUUUCAAAGUGUGGGUGGAAGUGAAGGGGAAGAAGCUGCUAACUUUAAUAGAUUCAGGUGCUACCAGCAAUUUUAUUGAUUCAAAAGUAGCAGCAGAGAUAGAUGUAAGAAUGGUGGAGACUCCUACUUAUGUGAUUGAAGUAGGAAAUGGAGAAAAGGUGAGAAAUCAAGGAGUGUGUGAAGUGCUGGAAUUCAAUGUGCAGGGAGUGAAUUUCAGUCAGCAUUUUUUCAUGAUGGAGUUAGGAGGUACUGAAUUGGUGUUAGGCAUGGAUUCGCUAGCUAGUCCGGGGAAGAUUGAGGCCAAUUUUGGAGAGUUGAGUUUGAAAUGGGGGAAGAUGGAUCAGACCUAUGAAAUCAAGGAAGAUCCUGCCUUAUGUGUAAGACAAUCUACUUGGAAGGCUAUGGUAAAAAAUUUAAUGGAUGAGGGUGUUGGGUUCUAUGUGCAAUCCAUGGAAUUGGGAGCAGAAAGUGAAACAGGGGGCCAGGAAGAAUGGGAGGAAUUAUUAAAGCCUUAUGAGGUGUUGUUUAAUUUACCAUCAGGUUUGCCACCUAUGAGAGCCCAUGACCAUGCUAUUAGAUUGAAACCUGAUGCUGCCAUUCCAAAUUUGAGACCAUACAGGUAUCCAUUCUAUCAAAAGAAUGAAAUUGAGAGGAUAGUAAAGGAUAUGCUACAAGCUGGAAUUGUGAGGCACAAAACUAGUCCCUUUUCAAGCCCUGUGUUACUAGUAAAGAAAAAAUGGAGGAUGGAGGUUCUGCACUGA